AUGAAUUCAUCAAUUAGCGAAAUUGUUAACGAAAUUACUACCGUAAAUUUCAAUGAUAGUAAUAACCCUAGCAUUACUACUCGUCCAUUUGUUUUUAUCGAGUCAAGUAACCCGGCUAACCCGAAACAGACGAUUACACACAGUGAUACCAGUCUAAUAUUUAGACCUCCUUUCCCACCAGCACUUGAAGCCGACGACAUUUUCGGCAAGAAAUCAGAUGGAACUAAUCCUACCAAGCCACCCAAUGCAUUCAUCCUUUAUCGAAGGGCAUUUGUAAAGUCGGCUCUAGCUAAUGGAUAUAAACUCCCGAUGACUGUUAUUUCUUCGAUGGCCUCGCAAGCCUGGGGGCAAGAAUUGCCUUUUGUCAAGGAUGAAUACAAGAGGAUUGCCAAAGAGGCAAAGAAAAAUCAUGAUUUAUUGUUUCCAAAAACACCUAAAAUAAAAGAAUCGAAAAGAUGGCGUGUAUAUCCAACUAAACCAAGAAAUAAAUCUACACCAGAACAAACUACACCAUUAACUGCGAAUAAAGAGUCGUUAAUGAUUUCUGAGCUAUCUACUCCUGCACCUGAGAUUGACAAUGAAAAUGAAUGGGAGCAACUUUUCAACUUUUACGUUGAUCCGAACAAAGAAAAGAAUAACGAACAAAAUGUUUUUAUUUGGGAAGAUUUCCUCGAGAAUUACGACAACACUAAUCAAGUUGAUAUUGAAGCUCAAUGUGAUACAUUUUUAGAUGUUGAAAUUGGUACCCCAAAUAUUGAAUUAACACCAGAAAUGAAUGAAUCUCUAGACUCGUUUUGUUCUCCAAUUGAACUUUCUGAUUUCUGCCUACCAGAAGAAUAUGAACCAUUAGAUUUCUUCAUUCAUCAAGAAGAUAAUAUUUAUCAUCAAAAUUUUAUGAAACCUAAUUAUUCGAUUGAAAAUUUAAAUGAACAAUUAUUUUCCCUUUUACCAAUUUUUUAA
Messenger RNA from Ambispora gerdemannii, 960 nucleotides. The record is from the annotation of a GenBank genome assembly. Lineage: Eukaryota; Fungi; Glomeromycota; Glomeromycetes; Archaeosporales; Ambisporaceae.